AUGCCUCUCUGUUCGAUAGGUAUCCCAAUUGAUGUGAACGUUUAUGACAUUCAACGUAUUUCGAUUAUCGCCGAACACAGUCAACCUGUCACUGUAAGGACAACCGUGGGUUAUAAAGUUAAUACAAAUCAAGCUGGCCAAGGUCAAUUAAAGGUUGAACUAAUUCAACCGGCAAACUCAAAACUUCCUUGUCGAUGUCAUGUACAAGAAUUAAAAUCGCAUGAAUAUCUUAUUCAAUAUGUUCCAACCGAACCUGGUCGUUAUCAACUUCGUGUAUUAUUCAAUAAUCAACUUGUACAUGGAAAAACUCUUGAUACUGACGUUUAUCCAGCAAAACCACAAAUAUCAAAAACAAAUGGAUCGUCUUCUAUUGCUCAUAUUCAACAAAUCGCUCCUAAUAAUAUUGCAGAAAUUGGUGAUGAUAUUUGUUUACAAAUCAACACAGAGAAUCCUUCAAUUUCAUCGAUUCAAGGUCAAAUCUUAUACAAUGGCAUGUCUGUUCCACAUAAGAUUGAAAGAACCAAAGAUUUACAUAUUUGGCAUUUGAAAUUUCGACCUUAUGUACCUGGUACUUACAAAAUACAUUUAGUUCAUAAUGGACUAUCUUUAAUAAGUUCUCCUUAUUUAAUUCAAGUGAAAGAUACUAGCGGAAAAGUAAUUCUUUCCGGUCUUGAACAAACGCUGUUAACCAAUUCUCCAUGCGUGAUACAAGUUCAUGCUGAAUCAGCAUCAAAUGCACAUAUAAGAGUCGUUGUUUUUCUCGGCAAUCGUCAGAUACCGUCGACAACAGCUAUUAUUAAUGAUAAUCUUGUUCGAAUACAUUUCAUUCCACAAGAACCAGGUAUCUAUACGGUUCAUGUUUCAUGCGCCAAUCGACCAAUUGAAGGAUCCCCAUUUUCAAUUCGUGUCGAGCGACCUCGAGUCGUUCAAAUAUCUGGUGAAUGCUUUCAUCGUUUACGUUUGAAUGAUCUUGGAUUAUUUCGUAUUCAUUGUCAUGGACAACGAGGACCUAUUCAAGCAAAGAUUUUCAAUCUUUCUGCUGGUGAUCGUUAUGAUAUUGGACAAACAAUAUUGUUUCAAUUACAUGAUACCUAUGAACAAUUAAUUCAAUAUCCAGCACAGGUCUUAUUGACAUCAUUUAAUAUUUUACUUGCAACACGAUUAAAGCUGACACAAGAACGAAUUCGUAAUGUUGCACUUGGCAAAGAAAAUGGACGUGCAAUAGUCUCAUUUCAAUUAUAUGAAACGCCAACACAAACAACCACCAAUGAACAAGUUAUUCAACAAUUGAGAUAUUUAAUUAAUAAUCAAAUCUUGAAUUUACUUGAUCCAAAUCGUUGUGUAUUAAAUGCAAUCAUUGGAUCUGUUGUUGUCGGUCCAAAAGGUGAACCAGUGAAUGUAAAAUUAUUUCCACAAGCAAGUGGAGAUUAUUCAGGCGAAUUUACACCAAGCAAAAUCGGUCAACAUCGUAUUGAUAUUACAUUUGCUAAUGUACCUGUACAAGGUAGUCCAUUUUUUACGGAAGUUUAUGACCCAUCACAAGUACGCAUUGGGCCAUUACCACGAGAUAUUAUUGUUGAUACAGAAAAUACAUUUGAAAUUAAUUUGGAAAAUGCUGGCAAUGUUCCUUUGGAGAUCAAAAUUUCAUCACCAACAGGAGUCAAUGGUACGCCCAUUAAAAUGAUGGUUAAUGAUGCUCGUCUUGUGACAGCCUACGGCGAUGGAAUUCAUCAUGCUCUACAUGAAAAACUAGCAACAUUUAAUAUUGAUACACAAGAUAUGCAAGGCGAUUUGAAAGUUCGUAUAGAAGGAUCCAAUUCUGUUAUUAAGAACACACUUGAACGAACUAAUGAUAAUCGUUUUAAAGUAACCUAUGUACCUGUUGAAGUUGGCUUUGUCACUAUAAGUAUAAAAUGGAAUGGAAAAGAUAUUUCAAAUAGUCCAUUUAAAGCUGCUGUCACUAAUCCAGAACGUGUUCGUAUUGUCGGAGGUUGGCAAUCCAUACUCGAUUCGGAAGAUCGCAUGCAUAUUAUGGUCAACGAAGAAAAGAAAAUUCGUUUCGAUACAUCGCAUGCUGGACCAGGUACAUUAAAAGCUGAUGUUCGAGGUAGCCAUGAUGGUCUUCGUGUACCAAUACGUAUUGAUCAACAAGGUACUAUCUAUAUAGUUAGUUUCACUGCAGUACGAGAAGGAAAAUAUGACGUGACAAUAAAUUAUGAUCAAAAUCCAUUGCCCAAUAUGCCUAUAAAAGCAAUUGCAAGUUCGUCAAGUACAAAUUUAGGUGAACAUUUAAAAGUUGAAGUACGUGGACAUGGUUCAUAUGAAGCAAAAGUUAAUGAAGAAGCUGAAUUUACUAUUGAUGCAUCGAAAACAUUAUCACAAGGUACGAGCAUGCCUAUUGUACGAUUAACUGGUGUUCAAGCCGAUGUUGAAGUUCGAAUUCGACAAGUUGAAAAUAAUAUUUUUCUUUGUUCAUACAUACCAACGGCACCAGGUGCCUACUUAUUAAGUAUAACAUGGGCUGAACGACAAGUUCGUGGUUCGCCAUUUAAAGUCAAUGUUUUACCACAUGGAAACAUGCAUAAUUCGGCAUCUCGAGUCAUCUGUUCAGGUGAUGGUUUAAGAAUGGGUAUUUUAGGUAAAGAAAUUAAAUGCGUCAUUGAUACACGUGGUGCUGGUCCCGGAGAAUUAACUGCUUAUUGUCAAGGAAUAAAUAAAACAGCAUUUUGUCGUUUAUUUGAUCAUCGUGAUGGUACGUUUACAUUAUUUAUUAAACCACAAGAAAGUGGAAGACAUGUAUUGACGAUUAAAUAUAAUGAUGACGAUGUACCAGGUAGUCCGUAUACACUUAAAGUCAGUGGUCCACCUGAUGCAAAUAAAGUUCGCGUGUCUGGCCCAGGUAUUGAACAUGGUGUUCUAUCGACAUUUCAAUCGCAUUUUAUUUGUGAAACAAAAGGCGCAGGUGCUGGACAAUUAACUGUGAAAAUCCGUGGUCCAAAAGGCGCUUUCCGUGUUGAAAUGCAACGUGAACAUUUACAAGAUCGUACAAUAAUAUGUCGAUAUAAUCCAACUGAACCCGGCGAUUAUCUUAUAUCUGUAAAAUGGAGUGAUGAACAUGUGUAUGGCUCACCAUUUCAUACGCACAUAUUCGAACGACAAGAAGAACUAGAACGAUUUUUACAUGAACAAAAUGCAUAUCGUCUAGCGCAAAAACAAUGGAGAGAGGAAAUUUGA
Messenger RNA from Rotaria socialis, 3234 nucleotides. NCBI's taxonomy places the organism in Eukaryota, Metazoa, Rotifera, Eurotatoria, Philodinida, Philodinidae. The record is from the annotation of a GenBank genome assembly.